Messenger RNA from Iphiclides podalirius (scarce swallowtail), 1050 nucleotides. NCBI's taxonomy places the organism in Eukaryota, Metazoa, Arthropoda, Insecta, Lepidoptera, Papilionidae. The record is from the annotation of a GenBank genome assembly.
AUGUCGUCGUCGAUGGGCUUGAGCGAACAAACUGCGAUAAUAGCCGCGGCCCAUCACAUGGUGAAUGUAACCCUGGCGCCGAAGACUAGCACAGAAAAGGGAUGGCACACGCCUCGACGGUGCUUUUCCUGCGCGGCUCUGACUUCGCAUCCCAGCGAGAAAGACAUUUUGCUGACUGCAGACUCGAUGGCCACGUCUCAAACACAAGUCACAGCUCUGCCUGGAUUAUAUAACCGCUCGUCCGACGUCCGGCUAUCGGCUGUCAGGAAGCAGUCUUCCAAUCAUCCUCCGCACAGCUCUAGCAAAUGCCUCGAUGAGCGGCCCGACGCUUCGAGCCUCAUAAAAGGCGCCUGCGCGGCUUCCAGCUGCCCCACCGGCUGCUGCCCCACCAACUGCUGCAUGCCACCGCCUUGCAACCAGCCACCCAAGUGCCUCCAGAACAUGACUGGUUAUUAUCACUAUCCUUAUGGUUUUUGGUUCUGCGGACCGUACAAUGUUAACACUGGACCCGUGCCAUGCGAUGGCCCAGUGAGGCCCGGUGGUCCGUGUGGUCCAGUCGCUGGCCCCUGCCCCAAUUUUCAUGGGAUGUGCCCUUGCAAGACAUGUCCUCCGUGCGGCCCCUGCGCUCCCAGUGGAGCCUGUGUCCCCUGCGGUCCCUGCGGUCUCUGCGGAAUCUGCGGCCUCUGCCACACUCCCAGCGCGCAGUCGGGAAUGGGCUAUAGCCACAACUGCGCCUCGUGCGGACUGCAUACAAAUGCAACGUAUUGGAGGACGCCCCACCAACCCUCUAUUCCAGUUGACGCUUCGACAAUUAGCCAAGCCGCUUCCACCAAUAUGUCAACUCGGCACGGACCAGUUGGCUCGUGUCCUGAACCGGAGGUUUUGACUGAGAGUUUAGCUACCGAGCAACCGUCGUCCAAAGUAAGCUAUGAGACGUUGGGCGGACUUCCGCCGUCGGGGAGCAUCAAAAUCGAUCCGGAUUUCGUCAAAAAGUAUCCCUUCAAUAAGCCCACGUUCAAACCAAGGGAGACGACGGGCACUCGGAGUCUU